Suillus subaureus is the source of this 1209-nucleotide messenger RNA. RefSeq lists its product as uncharacterized. The transcript has 3 exons. Bases 1 to 1209 code for a protein of 402 amino acids. The record is from RefSeq and is a predicted model, not a curated record. NCBI's taxonomy places the organism in Eukaryota, Fungi, Basidiomycota, Agaricomycetes, Boletales, Suillaceae.
AUGACUGAGGAGAUGAAAGUAGAAAUGUGGCUCAGUGGAACAUUCUUCUUCUUGCACAAGCACACAAAAUGCCACACAACUGGUUAUUUCUUCAUGAUGCUUGCUUACCAGCUAGCCAUCAAUUUUCCCAGCAUCCAGCUGGACAUGAACAGGGCUAUCCUCAAGGAUCCCUCCCUUCUAGACCCUGACAAGUCACUUUGCAAGCAGAUGGAAGGGUUAUUUCUGCAACCCCUGCAGAAGCUUCAAUCCAGACUAUGUGAAUGUCCGCCUUUGAUGUUCAUUGUUGAUGCCCUUGAUGAAUGCACACACAAAUCCCUCAAUGAAUACUUGUCUGAAUCCAGGGAUGAAGGCGAAUCCAAAAGUGAGCUUACUGAGCUCAUCUCCCUGCUUGCCCAAGCUCUUCAUGAUCCUGAUCUACCUUUGAUCCACAUCCUAGUCAUGAGUCACUCAGAAGCACAUAUUUGCGAAGCCAUGCAGAGCGAAGAUGUGCGCCCACUGUUGUGCAAGAUACCAGUGAAGAUUUUAGGGGAGGGUGUUGCUGCUACCAUCUCACUAGAUGGUGUAGAUGUUGAUGAAGAUAUCAAUUGUUUCUUGGAGCAUUCCUUUGGAACAGAGGUGUACGAGUUAUAUGAUCAUAUCCUUUCCACAUGCACUGACCUGAAGUGGGCAUACCUGCACUUGUCCAUUGUUGCUACCCUUAUGGAUCCUCUACCAAUCUCACAAAUGUCAGAACUUCUCAGCCCUGGUCAGGGCAGAGAUGUUGAGAAAGUACUGGUGCAGCUACAGUCUGUCAUAGAUGUUCCUCCCAACAGCAGUCUCCCCACAAAUAUCUAUCACUCGUCCAUUCGUGACUAUGUCCCUCACUGCUCAAACUCCAGUCUCUAUAUCACUUCACCUCACUCCCUACUCACACAUUCUUCUCUCCACUUGAUGGUACAAGAGCUCCCAGGUCCCUCAGCCCUAUUGGAUGUGCUCUCAGUAUUGAAGCAGCAGACCAUUGGAGCCAAUGCAAGUGCUUGCAGCUCUCCUAUGGCUUUGGGGAAAUUGCAGUUCAGAGUCACAAUUCUGGCUAGAAACUCUGGAUGGGCAUGCCUGGCUGGAUACUCUGGAUGGGCAUACCUGGCUGCAGACUCAAGAAGGAAAGGACUGGUUGCAGACUCAGAUGGCACAAAGCUGGCUGGACCUCUCCAACCUGCAGACCCAGCAUGA